Molecule: messenger RNA, 3783 nt
Organism: Anneissia japonica
Lineage: Eukaryota; Metazoa; Echinodermata; Crinoidea; Comatulida; Comatulidae
Product: eukaryotic translation initiation factor 2A-like
Exons: 18
Coding region: 43-1833 (596 amino acids)
Biological process (GO): translational initiation
Cellular component (GO): cytosolic small ribosomal subunit
Molecular function (GO): protein binding; translation initiation factor activity; tRNA binding
Source: RefSeq, a predicted model, not a curated record
CUUCUAAUCCAGUUGUGUAUUCUCUCUUAGUUGGUUAUCAAGAUGGCUGCGCCCUAUCCGUUACUCGCUGUACGAGGCACACAAGGGGUGCGUUUGCGUCGACCCACCGCCCCUCCAGAGGAAGAAGAAGAAGAAGCAAGUAGGAUUCAAUAUCCUAUAAGUCCUUCAAAAUUUUCUAAAGUGUGUAUAUUCAGUCAAGAUGGAAGUCUUUUUGCCUGGUGUGAUGGAAAAUGUGUGUCUGUGUUGGAGACUAGGACAGGAAAAGUGCUUCAUAUAAUUCAGAAGCCCAAGACAACUGCUUUGAGCUUCUCUCCAAGAGGAUCAUAUCUAGCCACAUGGGAGACCUACAUUGUUACAAAAGAUGUUCCUCCUGGUACUGCUAAUUUCCACUUGUGGCAUGUUAAAUCAGGAGAACUAGUGACUUCUUUUGUGCACAAGAAACUUGCAAACUGGAUGCCACAAUGGAGUGAGGAUGAGACUAUCUGUAGCAGAGAUGUAAACAAUGAGGUUAUGUUUUAUGAAGUACCAAAUUUUAAACAAGCUGCUAACAGGCUAAUUCUAGAGAAAGUCUCUAAUUGUUUCAUCUCACCUGGUGAAAGUCCCUUUAAGAUAGCAGCCUAUGUACCAGGUAGCAAAGGAGCACCUUCAUUUGUGAGAAUGUUUAAGUACCCUAACCUUAAUGCAGUUGGUGCUGCAAUUGCCAACAAAAGUUUCUUCAAAGCUGAUAGAGCUGAUGUUUUAUGGAACAAAAAAGGUUCUGCCGUUUUGAUAAUUACUUCCACUGAAGUUGAUUCAACUGGCGGAUCAUACUAUGGAGAACAAGGCCUGCAUUAUCUCGCUGUCAACGGCGAGAGUAGUGGAGUAGCUCUUGGUAAAAAGGGACCAAUUUACAGUGUUGAUUGGAAUAAUAACUCAACAGAAUUCUGUGCUGUCUACGGCUUCAUGCCAGCUAAAGCAACGCUCUUCAACCUCAAGUGUGAGCCAAUCUUUGACUUUGGCACAGGACCUCGGAAUUCAGUGUUCUUCAAUCCGCAAGGAACAAUUCUUUGCAUUGCUGGCUUUGGAAAUCUCCGUGGCAAUAUGGAAUUUUGGGAUCGAAGCAAAUUCAAAUUAAUUUCAAAACCUCAGGCUUCUGAUUCUACAUUCUUCCAAUGGUGUCCAGAUGGGGAGCACGUGGUUACAGCUACGUGCGCUCCACGACUACGACAAGAUAACGGUUUCAAAAUUUGGCAUUACAGUGGUGAAAUGAAAAAAUCAUCUUCUAUCAGUGCUGGGGAGGAAUUGUGGGAGGUCGGAUGGCAACCAUUCCCUCCUGGUGUGUUUGCAGCGAAACCCAUCAUACAAGCAACUGUAUCAGUUGCACAGGUCGAAGCAGCUAAGCCUGCAGUUUACCGACCUCCAGGUGCUAGGGGGUUGCCCCCAACAAAAAAGCUAUCUGAAUUAGAGCCAGCUCAAAAUAUGAAGAAAAAUGCUGUCGAUGAAUCCAAUUUAUCAAAAUCAGCCUUGAAGAACAAACGGAAAAGAGAGGCAAAAGCUAAAGCUAAGGAACAACAAAUACAGGAUAGUGCCUUGGCCUCCCGGUCCAGUGAUCAACGUGAUGCUAUUGCCAUGACAAACUAUAUUGUCGGUGGAUCUUAUUCUCAGCAGCAACCAACUAGUGGAGAUGACGCAGAAAAAGAAAAGAAAAUCAAAGCAUUAAACAAGAAAUUGAAAGCAAUUGAGAAGUUAAAAGAGCAGCAAAAAGAUGGAAAAGAGCUGGAGAAGAAUCAGCUAGAAAAACUGAAAACUGAAGAAAAUCUUUUAUCGGAACUGCAGCAGCUUCAACUUUCCUAACAUAUUAUCACCAAACACACAAUGACAAAUUCUACUACCAUCCAAUUAUAUUAUAUUGCCUGUAAUUCAUGGCCUAUAAAGUGAUGUACACAAUAAUAUUAUGUUUAACAAAUUAAAGCAGGACAAACACUGUGCCAACAUGAUUUUAUGGAGAACUCAAUGCGACUUCUAGGCAUGUGCCACGGGUCGUUCUUCAUAACGUUCCACUAGUGCUGCCAUAUUCAAUCAGUAGACAGUGUUGCAUCAUCAAGACUUCAUCACAGAGAGCAGAGAUGAUUCAUCAGCCGAAGGUGGUACAACUGACACAGUGUGUUCCUGUCUUUGAGCUAUUCGUAUAUCUUCUGUUGAUUAAUAUAAUGCUAUUGAUAUUAGUUUCUCUCCAUAAAAUAUAACGCAGUAAUUGCUAAUACUGUAUCACACAUUACAGUACAGCAAAUUAGAUGAUAAUGCUAUUGAAAUUUUAAAACUGUAGUUUAAUAUUAAUAAGCGGCCUUGCAUUCGUUUUUGACAACAUAUAAUUUUAUUAUUCAAGUGGCCUUGCAUUCAAUGUCAAGUAAUGUGCAUUUAUUUACAGAACUGAGCAACAAGUCUAUUUUAAUACACAGAAAGUAAAAGUAGGGGAUGGUGAUACUAGUUGAGGUAGUUAUUGACACAAGUGUUUGUGUACACUUCCUUUGAAGGAGAGUACAGUUAACACAAAAGCUUCUGUCAGUAUCUCUACUAAUCUCAAAAGUGCUACUUUAUUAUUUGACUGAACACUGUAAAUGUUUACCAUUAAAGGGAUAUCCAUCAGGGGUGGUGCUGGUAGUGUUGGGAGCGGUGGGGGCCCAAGGCUCCUGUUAGGGAGCCUUGAGCCUUGUUAGUUAGAACUGGGAGAAAAAACUAUUUGUUAGGGGCGAACAAUAAAGCUAUGUAAUUUUUACAGAAUUAAGAAUUGUAAGAUAAAAGGUAUUCUUUACAAUUAAACCAGUUUUAACAUUUUAAAACCAGAUUAAAAUCCUAUGAUCAAUUGACACUCUUUGGUUGAUUAGGUAAGCCUUUCAAAUCCUUAAGUUGUCCGACCCUUCAUUGAUGGCGCCACCACUGUCAUCCAUUUUCUCAUCAUUUUCGAAAAAGUACAAACACACCUUUUUAUGUGACACCCCUCCCCAAGAACUGAAAUUCAGGUAUGCAAAAAAAUCAACAUAGUAAACAUCUACAGUAAAUAUAUAAUAUACAGAAUAAGAAAGGCAAAGAUUGAUAAGAGCAGAAGAUAAUUCCAUAAAAAGAGUACCAGUCACUAAUACCUUCAGUAUGCAAAAAUACAACAAAGAAUACUGUAUACAGAAAUACAAGGUUGCAUUCACAGUCAAAAGGGGCAUAACAAUCCUCUAAAGAGUAUGUAAUAUGAUUUUUUUUUGGUCUUGAUAAAGAAGGUACAUCGCUCUCUACCAUAUGGUUUCUACUCUUGUGAAAAUAAUUAAUAAAGGAUGACGCCUAACUUAGAUUGGGAAUCAGAUUUUGUUAAAAACAUAAUACUGUAUAUACUAGUCAUGUUGUUGUGUAAAGCACUGCCACUACAUAGCAUAGGCCAACUGUUGUUUAUUCAACUUUCUGUUACAAAGGUAACUCUUACAUCAGAACAGUGUUUUUUUUGGACAGUUGGCUUUGUCUCUUCUGUUUAAGGACAUUCUUAUCAAUAAAUUGAAAAAUCAUGAAAAAGCCAACGUAAUUGCAUUUUUACUAAAAUAAUAUAUUCUCAUGUUUUGUAAUGUUCACAUAUAAUGUAAAUUAAUAUUAUGUACUACUCAAGAUGUAAUUAUGUGAUGUUACAAAUACUAGAUAUACAGGUGGUUUUAAAAUACGGACAACUACUUAAUAAAAAUAAAUAAAUUUGAUUUGAAGGGAUCAUGUCAAAUUAAAAAAACCCACAGAUCGAAACAAAUAAAGUGUUGCUGAUUUACAGGCAUU